GUAAGUCAAGGAUCAGGAUGUCCACCAAACUGGAAAGAAUAUGGCAAUUCAUGCUAUCUUUUUGUCAUACCAACUGCACAAGUCCGUCGAAUGAGCUGGGAAAACUCCAGAGCUAACUGUCUAGGAUAUGGAGCUGACAUGGUUUCUAUUCUUAAUUCCUCUGAAGUUGAUUUUAUUAACAAGCAAACAAAAGUCCUAGGAAACCAUUUGUUCUGGAUUGGGCUAUUCCGCAACAAGACAACCAGCGAUCCAAAGGAAGGCUGGAUCUGGAGUGACGGCAAUAAUUUUACAAAUCCUCAGCAGUGGAAUAGGGGUGAACCAAAUAACUACAAGAAUAAUGAAAACUGUGCCGAAGUUUUCGCAACUAACAAACGGUGGAAUGAUAAUGAUUGCGCUAAAUUAUUUUCUUCGAUUUGCAAAAGGAAAAAAGGUACUGAAUUUGUGUAAGCUCUACUCGCAUUAUACCAACUGAAAUUUAUAUAAAAAUAGUUUGACCAUCCAAUCAAGUAGUUUCCAAAUACUUUUCGCACCAACACAUUUGAAUUAAAACUUAUAAGACUACCAUUCUUUAAUUUUUGAGAAAUUUCGAUUUUGUAGCGAGAGAAUCCGGUAUCGUUUGUGGAACUUCGGUUUUGUAGCUUUGCUCACAGUAUUUAAGUUUGAAGAAUAGAGCAUCGUUAAUCGCUAACACGGCAUGGCAUUAGUUGACAAUUGCAGCUAGUACUGCAUGCGAAAACAAUGCCCCAAGAUAGCUUCCUAACUACGUUUCCGGCAUUUUUCGCGCGUUCCUAUUCUUCCAAUUUCUGAAUGAUAUGUUCGGACCAUUAAUAGUUUGUUCAGACAUCGACGAAAAUUGAAAUAGUUUUGUAGAAAAUAAUUCUAAAAUUACAAACAAUGUAUAGAAAAAAUUUAACAUUAUAGGUACUAAAAUGAUUGAAAAGGCAAAUAAAAACACAACCAGACACAUUGCUACAAUGCGCUGCGUGUGCGCAAAGUACACCACAGACGCAGACAUAUAUACUAUAUUUGAAUAAAUACCAAGGCUUAUGAUUCCAAACAACCUUUUUGCAAGGCGCGCACAUAGAUAUCUUAUAUACACUAGAUAGUGCAUCUAAUUAUUCUGCAAUUCAAAAAUUGAAGCCAUGAUUGCAGACUCAGGAUAUUCCCAUGAAAUGAGAAGAUUCGUAUGUUUUCUAUUUCUUAAACAGGGAACUUAAACAGUAAGUUAAACCUAUUCCAAAUACAUUUUAAACUAUUCAAAUGAUGAAAGUUAUUGUUGUUUUUUAAGCCUUUAUUAGCGAGUGGGAACUACACCAACAUGGCCGCCAUCUAUUCAAAUGGGGGUAACCGCUGGAAUAUUCUUGGCUUUAAUUUUACUAAAAGAGAUGCGCUAUCUAGUGUAAAUAAGAUAUCUAUGGGCGCGCACCAUUAGAAAAGUGAUGGGAGGGGGAUAUUCAGCUUGCACGAAUUUUUUUUCGGCUUUCGACUGUGUGCUUUUGCUGGCAUUUUUUUUUUGCUUCCCGUCUGCGUGAAUUUUUUUCUUUUAUUUUCGUUUUCGCGAAGUUGUUUUUUUCGUAUCCCCAUUCCAAUCACUUUUCUAAUUGUCCGCCUCAAAUAGAGCCUGACAUAAAGCUUAUUCUGAUUUCUCUCUCUCAAUAAUAAUUAUAGUCAAAUAAUUAUAGUCAUACUAAUAUACAUGAAAAAAUUUCUCAAUUCUGAUUGACUAACAGCAGUGCAAUUUUUUCGAAAUACAGUGCCAAAAAAUGAAAUGCGGUGCAAAAAAAAGAAAUUCAUUGCAAAUUUCAUUGACUAUUUAAGGCCUUCUGAUUCUCUUAAAAUAUGAAACAAUAACAAAGAUAGCCAAUUAGAUACAGCAAUUUCCAGCAGAAAUAAUACAAGAACACAAACAUUUAGGCGUCGUUAGGAGUGACUGGCGUGUUUUCGUAAAAAAAAAUGGCUGGCGUUAAUUUUUCAUUUAUAUAUAUUAUUAAUAAUUAAUAGUAUGGUUUCUCCUACAAUUUGAAAAACAUAUACUCGUGCGUUUUUCAAAGACUUCAAAUUGUACUCGUCCUUCGGACUCGUGCAAUUUUGAAAAAUUCACUCGAGCAUGUUUUUCCAAAUUGCACUCGCCACCAUACUAUUACCUAAACUGUCAGCCGUGAGGCCCUGGGACCGAGGAUGAUACAAACUACUAAAUAUAUAAUGAAUAUUUGCACCAACCAAUCAUAAUACAGAUUCAUUUUUUGUCUGUUAUAUACUAAAGAGGUGGAAAGCCGGAUUUUGGCUUCUUGAUAUGUGGAAAGGCAAGGACUUUUCCCUUUCAUCCACCCGCAUAACUAAGACUAACUAACAGACUAACAAACUAAUAUAACACACAACAAACUAACAGACUAACCGACUAACAAGCUCACGCAGUGAAUAUAAAGCGAUGACUGACUUUGUUUGGGCACCACAAUUAUUACUUUUAGUAACCACGCCAAAAGAGGCCUGGGAUGAGGUUAAGAAACUAUCUCAGGAAACAUCUCAUUCUCGUUCCCAAAGCCAUUUUCCCUCGGUCACUCGUUGAAAAUUAGGCUCUGGGUUAGACGACCAGGUAGAGAUCUGAUUGGCUUCUCAGAGAACUGCUACGUUCCCAGAACGUUGAGCAAUUUUUGCUAGCCAAAAUUAUUCCAUCAAAAUAUGUGAACACAAAUUCUUCGUUUCUUGGUAAUACUUCUCUGGAAAAAUUGUUACGGGUCUAAAGCGUCCCAAUACAAGAGUAUCUACUUUAAAUUACUGCAAGUUUUCUUGCACUUCCGGUUCCGUGUAUCCCAAGGCCUAUGAGGGUCGCGCGUGGCCGAGAGGCCCUGAGAGCGAGGAUGGAAACGUCUAUGCUGUGCAUCCUUACUCGAGUUGAGUGUCCUGUGGCGAAUCUGAGUUAAUUUUCGUAUAGAUAUGGGUAAUUUUAAUGCAAAUUAUUUCAACACGAACAAACGGUUAGCAUUAUUUUCCAUCCAGCAAACUACCUGACGUCUAACCCCUAACCCUAAAAGAAACGACUUUAGAAAAUCUAUAGGGCGGUUUGCUGGAUGGAAAAUAGUGCUAACCGCAACAAACGAUGAGUCAUUGCCACUGAUAGUAAUGAUAUUUAAAUUAUGGUUUGUACAGAACUAUCUUAUUUGCAGUAAAAUAGUUGUAUUGUACGUUAUCCGCUAAACUUUGCUGUAUUCACAUGUAGGUCUUCCUGAUCCAACGACUCCAACUAGUGGAACCCUUCCUCCCACUAAAGGUACGGUAUAGCAGAACAUUAUGUUGUUUGUGCAUGAUGUUACUCUGAGUGUAUAUCCACACCGGGAACGCUUAAGAAAUAUGCCUGGCCACGGCGGGAAUCGAACCUACGACCUUUGGAAUACUAGCCCAAUGCUCUGCCAACUGAGUUACGCGGUCAUGUCGGUUCGAAUAUGUGAUAUUUCGGAACUGAGUCUAGUUCCUUCGAUAUCAGUGCAAUCUAGUAAUGAUGACUUUUUCUGUGUUGGAUGUACUCAGCUGUCUGUACUUAUCGCCCACAUGUAUAAUAAGCCACAAAUACUGUAUACAGAUAGCUGCAGAUAAAUUCACUGGAAUUUAUUUUGACACUGCAAUUCAUCCGUGAUUGGCCGAUUGAAUAAAUGAAUAAAAUUAGAAACCACAAACUAAACUACAAAAUUUAACAACAAUUCGUAGUAUGAAUCUUUAUACAUGUCAUUAUAUAUAAUUCAAACUCUCAUUAAUAAUUCAUAAGCUUAUUGGCAAAUUAUGUCAACCAUAAUAUGUCACGCGCAGUGGUUUAAACCUGAUAAAACACUCCUAAUUAGUAUUCUUUAUAUAAAUAAUACUAAUAGUAAUAAGGCAUGCAGUAUAUCUAUUGAAUUUGUAGUCGUGUUUGAAGCCGUUUAAUAAACUCGCAUGUGUCCUGUUUUCGCUCGUGGCUUUUAAUAAACCUAAUAAAACACUCCUGCUCGUUUAUUAAAAAGUACUUAUCUUUGUAUAAUCAGAUCCGCCUCCAAGAUGUGAUAGUGGAUGGAUUGCAUAUAACAGGUCUUGUUAUAGAAUGUUUCAAAGGGCGAUAACAUGGGGUGCAGCAAAGCGCACUUGUCGGGACACCGGAGGACACCUGGUCAGAAUCGACAAUGAUAAUGAGCAACACUUUCUGUCAAAUUAUGUUCGUCCAAAGCGUCAGGUAGGGCAAAUUAUAAAGUUGGGCAAAUUAUAAACGUAUAUAUUAAAGUAGCCUACUGUAGGGCAAAAAGGGGGGAAUAAUGGAAACCAGCCUCCCAAUGAUUGUUGAGGCUAGUGUGGUUAAAUAAAGUCUGUAUGUAUGUAUAUGUAAAUUUGUAAUAUAACAGUGGAAAAUGCAAGAAACAUGUAAGAUUAUAGUUAAAAAAUGCAAUCAGGUUAGUUAAAAAUGCAAUGCAGCGAUCAGGUUACAUCGCGCAGCAUAACUCUUUUCGGCACUCGAGACUUUCAAAAUUUUCUCGAUUUUAAAUUAUAAGUUUUCGGAUAAACUAUAUAUCAAAUUAUUUCUAAUGUCUUGGUGAUCCUUCUAAUAUAAAAUUGGAGUUGUCUCGCAAUGUACUCAUCGAGAUAUUUCGCGCGAAAUUUCACACUAUCAACAUGGCAACAGCGGAUGUUCAAGAUACAAACGAAAACCUUUCUCAAAACACAAACGAUGUUAUAGAUUCAGAAAUCACCAAACCUACUUUGUUAUAUAUCCGUGAAGAUGAUUUAUUGUGGAAAGGGGAUAUGGAAUCUUUAAAAAAGUUCAUAGAAGCGGAUAUACAACUCAGCGGAAGAUGGUCAUCGCCGAGAGGCGGAACUAUUCAAUUCAGUGAUCUCGAGUUUUGUUUGAAAUGGCAUGGCCAACGGAGAAUAAACUUUCGAUAAUACAAGACAACGAGGACAAUCAGCUGCUGAAAUAUAUACUAUUGAGUUCCAUAUUUUGAUAUUUUGAUUGCAAUAUGUUAUCCACGUUUCGUUGAGAGUUCCCGAUCGAGCAGUUGGACACAUGUUGGGUGAUGUCAAUGACUUCCGAUAGAGUUGUAUCGUCCAUGAACAAUGAAAUAUCUUCAUCUUCUGGGUUAACUGGGGAGAUUACGAGUGGAAGAUCAUUGAUGUGGAUAAUAAAUGCGAUGGGUCCAAUAGUUACUUCCUUGGGGAACUCCUCCUUUGACUCAAGCCUCCUGCGAGAAUUCAUUGCGGAAUUUAGUGACUUGUGACCUAUCUUUGAGGUACGAUCCUAGCCAAGAAACAAGAGCUGGCCUGACCCCAAUUUUCUCACAAUUUUCCAAUAGCUUAUUGUGAUCUACCAAGUCAUAAGCUUUUCUAAAAUCAAGAAAUAUAAUCCGUAUUAUCCUGCCAGGCGUUUCCAUGGCCAAAUAGCAUUUACAGGUAUGUAUAAGGUUAACUAGGGUCAACAUAGCAGAUGAUCCCGGUAACCCGCCAUAUUGGGAUUCAUUGAAAUUCGCCCAUACAUCCUGAUUGAUCCAUUCUAUAGUAUAUGACUCCUAUAUCUUAGACAAAAUGCUGGUAAGCGAAAUUGGUCUCAAGUCCUCUACAGCAGAGCAUGGUGUAACCGUUGGAAUUGCGCAAACGUUAUAACGUUUCCGUAUUUUUGGGAAUAUCCGUGACCUGAACGAUUCAUUGAAAAUGUUUGCUAACGGAAUAGCAAAAGUCUUGGCAAACAUCUUCAGCAUUUUAAAAUUGGCAUCGCACGGAUCGCUUGCCUUCCUAACACUAAGUCCCUUUAACUUCUUUUCUACACUUUCUUCACUAAUAACUGGCAAAGGCUCGGAGGAACCGUCGUCUAACCACUUAUCCUGCACUUCGAUAAAAUUCUCAGUUAGGCUUGCGAAAAAUUCAUUUAUAUGUUCCGCAGCUUGUUUCUCGUCCAUAGGAUGUUCCGUUUGCGGAUCAAACAGUGUAAUAGACUGUUUCUUUUUCCCAACAAUUUUAUUUACAUUCUUCCACCAAAAAUGCGGAUUUUUAAGGUGGGACGAACAUGAUUGUGGUAAAAGUUCUUUUUUGCAGAUCGAACCGGAACCUCCGCAACAAUUUGAUUUCUAAGACGUUUAAAGAGCUCAAAGUUACCCGACUUAUGAGCUUUGUUACGCUUUGCCAUUAGCUUUUUUAAUCUUCCAGUUAUAAAUGGUUUAUCAUCUUCGUGUAAUUUGAAUGUUUUAAUUGGAAAAAAGGAGUCAAUUGAAACUUGCGUAAAUUCUAGAAACGCGUUAACUUUAUCAUUAACAUCUUUCGUGGAUAAUAUGAAAGACCAGUCGCAAUUAGUCACAAAUUCACGCAUUUUUUUUGGUUCCUGGAGGGUGGAUUUUCAAACAAUGGUCAACCUAGAUCCUGACCUAGAACAACUAAAUGACUUUGUUAGCAGUAAAAUACUGAUGAUAUUCUUCUUACAAUACCACCUUUAACGUGUGAUGAAGUUUUUCAAUUACUUAAUCAAUUAGAUCCUCGUAAAGCUACUGGUUUGGAUGGAUUUUCCUCCAAAAUACUCAAAAUGUCAGCUUCAGUCACUGCAGAACCUUUUACCUUGAUUCUUAAUCAAAGCAUUACUUACGGUUACUUCCCAAUGCGAUGGAAAACUGCAAGAGUUGCCCAGUUCAUAAAUCUGGAAGUCGUACUGAAAAAAGUAAUUACCGUCAAAUCUCCAUUCUCUGUAUUGUAAGCAAACUGUUGGAACGUCACUACCAUAACAGCAUAACCACCCACUUAAUAUCUUUUGACCUACUGUGUGAAGGACAAUCGGGAUUCCGACGCUACCAUUCUUGUGAAAGUGCAAUUGUUAAGUUGGUAGAUACAUGGCUUACAAAUAUUGAACAUGGAAAACUUAAUGGUGUAACACUUAUUGAUUUUCGAAAAGCUUUUGACAUGAUCAGCAUCAAUAUUCUCAUCUCCAAGCUUAAGUGUUAUCAUUUCGAUGAAACUCUAAUUAAAUGGAUGUAUUCUUAUCUGUCCGGAAGAUAUCAGUGUGUUCAAAUUAAAAAUUACAUUUCAUCAAUAGCUCCUGUUUCAUUUGGCGUACCACAAGGGAGUGUUCUGGGACCGCUUCUAUUUAUUUUAUUUGUUAACGAUCUCCCUUUACAUAGUAACCAGAACGUAGAUCUUUAUGCUGAUGAUUCCACCUUCUGGAAAUUUCCUCUGGAAAUUCCAUGAACCAGUUGAAUUGAACACUCUCGUCUUCCAUGGAAGACAUCGAGCAAUGGAGCACAUUUAAUGGGAUGGUGAUUAAUGGGGAGAAAACAAAUCAAUGGUGAUUUGUACAUAUAAAAAAUCUACGAAAAUUGGCUCUUCUGAACUCUAUAUCAAUUACAACAAUACCGUGCUUGAAAAUGUAGAAUCAAAAAGAUUGCUGGGUGUGAUUGUUGAUAAUCAUCUCUGUUGGAAAGCUCAUAUUCAUAUCAAUGAUCUAGCUUCUAAUCUGAGUAAACUUAUCGCUCUGUUCCGCCGAAUCAAAAUGUAUCUGCUAUUUUUUAAAUUUAUAAUUUAUAUUUUAUAAAUAAAAUAUAAAACGUUCUUUCAACCAAGAAUUGAUUAUUGCUGCACCGUUUGGGGACAAUCACCACACACUUCAAGAAUAUACAAACUACAAAAACUUAUCUUAAAACUAAUUUAUGAUAAAUCUAAACUUUCUCCAUCUAAACUACUUUUCGAACGGUCAAACAUUUUACCGAUAAAGUACAGAGUUGUGUAUAGGGUAGUUUACCUAGUUUAUUAAACACUACUUAAAUAACUUGACUCCAGACUAUUUAAGUAAUAUGUUCAAACCAUUGUCAACAAUUUCCCAGCGACAUACAAGAAGCACUGCCAAUAUGGACUUAUGGGUACCAAACUAUAAACUAACAAUAACCAGAAGUGGACUUCGGUACACUGGAGCAUAUUUUUAUAAUAUGUUGCCACCAGAUAUUAGAUCUUCCAGCUCAUUUCAAGCAUUCAAGCGUAAAGCCCAUGAAUUGUUUUUGGAUAUGUACAAAAAUAACUCGUAAGAUGUACAGUGUAUGUUAUACCUAUAUCGAUAUGAACUUUAUGUAAUUAUGUAUACUGUAAUCUGUAGAAAUGUAAAUUGUACUGCAUGUAAAUACCGGGUGUCCCCCAAAAAAGUACUCCGAUUUGAUUCUUAAUAACUUCUAAACAAGUAAAGCUAUCGAACAGAAAUAACUUGCAUUAAAUAGAGCAAGGACUAACUUAGAUUUUGAUAUAUUACAGCUGUAUUUUACUUAAAAAUUCACGGAGAUAUUAAUGUUCAAAAUCGGGAGCAUAUUUUGCGAUGCGUCUAAAAUUAGCGAAAAUCGGCAUAUCAAAUAUUAACUUAGCUCAAAUAUUAACUUAAUUGUAGCUUACGCCCGGAACGGCGCUCCGCGCCGUUGGCUCGGGGAUAAUAAUUUACAUUUAUAGUGCGCAAAUGUUCCAUUUGAAUAUGUUCACAUGCACAUAACAAUUUAUAUAGAAGAAUUAAUACAAGAAAAAGUGUAAUAAUUAAUAAAACUAUUUAUGUUCAAUAUUAAAAAGUCUAAAAAAUAUAUAAAUACGCUUUCUUAAAUAAAAAUGUCUUUAUUAAAAGUCUUUUGAAAUUGUCAACAGAACUAGCUUGCUGGAUGUGUGAGCUAAACUAUAAUAUAGUAUGAGCGGAACUAAUUCAAAUUUUUUUAGAGUUUUUGGAUUGGCCUAAAUGACCUUGACGUUGCUGGAAAUUGGACGUGGGAGUUUCGUUCUAAAGAUCCUUUGAAUUACAAAAACUGGCAGAUUGGUGAACCGAAUGGUUUAGGAGUAGAACGGUGUACCGAAAUGUAUGGUCAUGCCCAAGCGGGUUAUUGGAAUGAUGCAAGUUGCUAUGGAUGGAAAUCUUACAUUUGUGAGAAGGAAGAAGGUAAGAUGUCAUUGCGAAAGUAUAACAAUAUGUAGUCAAUAUACCUGACAAAACACAUUUUGAGUCGGUAUUAUUUGACAAUGGCUUAGGCUACGCUGAGAAAAACGGUGCGGAUUUAGAAACCCUAAACUGUUGGUAGCAUCUUUGAUUGUUGGCCGCGCCACUUCAUUAUGCGACUGCUUUUGGUGACUGUUUGCACAGACUUACGUCUUACAACAUCUAGAAAGUCGCCCAGCUGUUGGUGGCCAAAUUGGCAACUAACUGACGAGGUUUUUAAAUUGUAGAAGUGUGUAACUUUGUGGGGGAAACACAAAACUAUUACUACACUGCAUUAGCGAAAUUUACGCACAAUGUAUAUAAAUCGUACCCUAUCCACAGGAUGGUAGAUAGACGUCGGCCACUCGCCAAAAAGCAGUUGGAAAACAUGUAUCGUUGCACCCGCGCGGAAACCGCAAAAUGUGUUCAUUAAUCCACUGCCAUUAUACAAAACACGAAUGCUGUUUUCUAUUCUAACCUGCUCGAGAAAAUCGCUAUUAUAUAUGUAUGACGUCAUUCAUUAGUGGGAAAACUAAAAAUCUUGGGAAUUCAAAAUGAACUUCAAGAGACAUUUGUAAAGAUCUAAGUAACAAAGUUUAAUUUUGUCUUCCUAAUACUGAUAUGCGUUUAUGAGUUUACUGAAUUUUAAUUCUUUUUCAUUCAAUCUACUGAUUCAAACUGCUCAAAUCCACCAAAUUUGGCAUCAAAUGAAAGGAAAUUUUUAAAAUAAUUUAGUUCUGGGGCUGCAUUUCUAAUUUACGCAUGCACAUACUGUACUAAGUAUCUAGGGAUAACCGCGAUGUAUUUGGAAGCUGCACCAUAUAACCUGCUGGUCUAGACGAAAUAAAUUUGAAAAUGGAAAUUUUAUCGAAUCGUUUGAACAAAAGGUUUUGUUAGAAAGCUAACACACUCUUAUGAAGCUUGCAUAACUAGUUGGUGAUGUAUUUGUAAUUGCUUUUAAUUAAUGGGUUCGGAAGAGAGACAAAGACUUGUUAAAAAUCGCUAUAUUUUGUAACUAUAAGCGCUAUGGUUGUACGUAUGGACUGUUACGUGUUGCAUCAGUGCCUUUUUUAACUAUAUAUCUGGGGGGGGGGGAAUUGCCCCCCCCCCUGGGAAAGAAUUUGCCCCCCCCCCCAGUAAAGCCAUUUCUGCCCCCGAAGUGCGAAGCAGAAUUUCUCAUGAUUGCUGUCAGAAUUGCAGUUGAUUUACUUAAUAAUGAGAUUAUGCCCUUCCAUAGCCUCCUCCACAGCUAUCUUGUGUAUAAUUCAUAUUGUUCUUCACCGAGUAUUUCAUAAUAGCGAUAGAUUUCAUGCAAACAAUCCGAUAAAAUGCUGGUUCCAAGAAGAAUAGAUUUAGUUUAGAUUUUUAACUGUUAAAUACAUGUAUGCAUCAUCAUAGCAUGAAUAUUUCUUCUCAGACUUAUUCUGUAUCGUAUGAAAAAGCAACGCAAUUUUGAGAAUGCGGAAAUGGUGUCUCAUAGAACCUAAAAUGAUUUAAAUGUAACAUUUCUGAUCAAAAUCAGAUUGGGAUUUUCUCCCCCCCCCCCAGCAUCACAGAGAGGAAAUAAGGUGACACUGACCCCUCCUCCUAUUUUUCAAGGUGACUUUUCCAGUUUAUUUAAUUCCGAGUAGAAAUGUCUGGAAAAAUUCAUGUCUUCGAUGUACUUUAUAAUCUUCGGAACUCUUCGGAAUUUCACUCCCAAAAUGCUUGAAAUCGCAAUUCAGGGACCCUAGAUUUGAAAAUUUCCCCGGGGGUGCAUGCCCCGGACCCUCCUAGACUUUUCGACCCCCCCCCCAAAAAAAAAAAAUUAAGGUCUGGCUACGCCACUGGUUAUAGCUGUACGAUUAUAGCUACAAAGAGUUGAAGUUAUUGUUUAAAGUAAAAUAUAGGUGAAGUUAAUAAAUUAAAGUUUUACAAAAUCUCUCUUCAGACUCGCGCGUUCGCCAAACCUCGACGGCUCAUAUUUUUCGUUCUGCCUUUUUCCUGUUUUGCCCCCCCAGUGAAAAUUCCUUUAAAAAGGCACCGUGUUGCAUUCAGGCAAAUUUUCCUAGUAAGUUUGAUAUGUAUAUAUCAGUUUUUCGGCUAAGUACGAACAAUAUUUUAGUAUGCAUUCAAAUUUUGUUCUUGUGUGUGAUUGAUCAGAAAUCCCCAUCCAAAAUCUCAAUAUCCAGUAUUUAAUAAUUGCGUGCAAUAUUUUGUGCAAAAUUAUUUUUAUUCAGACCUCGGUCAUUGUUACCCGCCUCAGCCUUCGGCUUCAAAAAUAACAUUGACCCUCUUGAAUGUACUGUUUAACCUCAUCCAAUAAUUGUUAAAUAUCCAUCUUGAUCUCUUGCUCUUUCUGGUUCUUCAGCGAAUCAUUGUUGAUUACCAUAGUUCUUUUUUCUAGGUCAAAAUAUGUGUCCUGAAGGUUGGAUCGCAUACAAUGAUUCCUGUUACCAAUUCAAUAUGGACAUAUCUCAAAAAAUGACAUGGGCAGAAGCCGAAGCCGCUUGUAAUGCAAUUGGAAAUUUUGCCUCGCUAGUUAAAAUAAACAGUCAAAGUGAACAGGAUUUUGUAAAUCAACGAAUCCAAUCUAUCUCUGGCACAGAUGCCUGGAUAGGUCUUAACGAUAUUAACAAGGAAAAUGUGUUCAGAUGGACUGCUGACAAAUCGCCCAGUUCGUUGGACAACACUAAAUAUCAAAUUUGGGCGAAUGGUAAACCAUCUGAAAAUAAUGACGAUCGUGACUGCGUGAUGAUACUAAGUGUCAGGAAAGAUGGUGCAUGGUCGGUUAAAAAUUGCUCACAAAAACAAAACUACGUUUGCAUGAGACAUAGAGGUAAGCAUUUAAUAAAGAUUGCUAAUGUACAUUCAAACUUUAUUCUCGUUUGCGGUUGGUCAAACACGUACUUGUGUCUAAAACAGAUUACAAUCUAAAACACUCGAACUUGAAAGAUCUGUGUCUGUGUAUGUAGCGACGAUAACAAGACAGCUGGGGAUUGAGAGAGAUACAACUACCCAGUGCCGUAGCCACAACGAUAAUUGGGGGGGGGGGGACAUAUUCAUAUAUUCGUGUUCUGCCCGCGACGGAUUUCUUUUGAAAGCGAUUGUUUUUACGAUAUGUGACAUGAAUAUAUGAAUAUACCCCCCCCCCCCACAAAUUAUCGCGUCUACGGCCCUGAAAAUAAAGGAAUUGCAUUUAAGGAAAUAUUUUUGUAGAUUCAGUAAUCACUUGAAAGUGUGCUAGUUCGUAGAGUUCUGCUUUAUUAAUUUCUUUUGAAAUCAAUUGUUUUUAUUGUAUGUGAACACGAAUAUAUGAAUAUGUCCCCCCCCCCCCUUAUCGUUCUGGCAACGGCACUGCAACUACCUGAAAAAUAUAUUCAGCACUUCAACUUUCUCCCCAGGGCGAAUGCGUCAUGUGCACGCACAGUCGACACUACGACACUACUCAUCGCCGUAAAACCUACAAGGAACUAAAUGUGAUUUUUAUUUUAGAUUUACCGUUUUGCAAUGGGCCACUGGGAAUGGAGAAUGGGAAGAUAUCGGAUUCUCAAAUUACAGCUACCACUUUCUUAUCUACAAAUGAACCCUUUCAGGCUCGAUUCCGUCACGGUGGGUCCUGGUGCCCCACGACAGCAAAUCAGGUAGAUAAAAGUAUACCUUAUUAUAGGAAAUUGAAGGGAAAUGGCAAUAUAAAUUUUUAUUUUCUCAUUUGAAAGAACUUUUGAAAUUAUAUAUUAACUUCUUUUACUGAUUUUUCAUAUCCUGCUUAGUUCUUGAAAUAUUUUCACUUGAAGUGAUGAGAUUUCCGCCAUCUUGGAUACAUUUUUGAACUCAUUAACGGUAGUUUUGGUGACAUCACAACAGGGAUUAACCACAUAAAAGUAUUCGUUGCUGACCAAAUAUUGAUUGGUAGAUGUUUUAAUGGUUUUGAAUGAUCUUGAUAUUUCGAAGGGCAGACAGAGUAUAGUUUUGAGUGCAAAAUGAUUAGUGGUUGUCUAGGUAAAAAUAUUGCGUGACCCUGUUGUGACGUGGCAUGCAUAUCUACAAACACAGGUCCGCUGUGGCGGACAUGCAUCUACUGAAUAGUAGCACUGGGAAAUAAAAGGCAUUUAGCAGAUAAAAGCAUAGAUGUGCACUCUGACCUUUGGAAUCAAUUUCUGGCAUUUCCAGAGUCAUAGCACAAGCACAAGUGACAAACGUCCCAUUGUUGACGUUUUAAAAUUGUAUUUCCGGUUGGGAUUUGCUCACAGUCGGGCCAGAAAUGGAAAUUUUUAUAUACCGUGAUAAAACUAAAAGAUACAAAUUUGAAGAUACAAGCUCGAAAAUAUAAAGACUAUAAACACUCCACACAGUGUUAUUGAUAAUGACUCGAACAAGAAUAUUGCAUGUUCGGCGAAAGGUAUGGCUAGUUUAUAUUUUUGUUCAGACAAUUGCGUAAUUUGAUAAUAUACGAUCUCGCUUGACUUUCAAAGGUCAUAAAUCGCUACAAUGUUGAUAAUGACUAAAACUAUUGUGCACUGAACCGAAGAUAUGAACAUACAAAUUCGUCAUCCUCUCGCGCAGUGUAUACGUAUUGCACUCCGCUCAUGUUAUCGACAAAACCAUUUUAUUGAGUACUCGUGUUAUUGACAAAACCAUUUAUGGACAAGAGCGGAACUAACCGUAGAUAACGGACUUUCGCUCGCAAUCCUAUGCUCAGGAAAGUCGAUAAUUGGGGGGGGGGGGGCAGAUAUUCAUAUAUUCAUGUUCACAGACGGUAAAAACAAUCUCUUUCAAAGGAAAUAAAUUAUGCAGAACAUGAAUAUAUGAAUAUCUGCCCCCCCCCCCAAUUAUCGACUUUCCGGCGCCCCCUGCCUAUGCUCGCAAUGCAUUACAUCUAUACGUCAUCAAAUGUGCCUUUUCCCGACAUACACGGACCUCUGCAGGUCCUGAUAAUGCUUCUACUGAUUAAAAUCAGUAGAUGCAAAAAUUGAAGAUGGCGGACAAUUUCAUUCCCUCUUCGAUCAAAUGUAUUUAUAUGAAAAAACGGUAAAAGAGUAUUAUAUAUAGUCUUAAAAGUUCUUUCAAAUGAGAAAAUGAGAAAAUAUAUUGCCAUUUCCCUUUAACCAUGCAAUUUAUUAACGUAGAAUGAAAUCCGUUAUUAAUUUAAUUAAGGUUAGAAUAAAUAGUCUUUCAAACACUCAUUAAUAAUUCAUAAGCUUAUUGGCAAAUCAUGUCAACCAUAAUAUGUCACGUGCAGUGGCUUUAAACCUGAUAAAACACUCCUAAUUAGUAUUCUUUAUAUAAAGAAUACUAAUAAGGCAGUAUCUAUUGCAGUCGUGUCUUCAUUAGUAUUUUUUAUACUGUAUAAAGAAUACUAAUAAGGCAGUAUAUCUAUUGAAUUUGCAGUCGUGUUUGAAACUCGCAGGUCGUGUUUUAUUAGGUCUAAAGCCACUCGCGCUGCGCGCUCGUGGCUUUAAACCUAAUAAAACACUCCUGCUCGUUUAUUAAACAGUAAAUAAUUAAUUAAGGUUAUUAAAUUACUAAUUAACUAUAGUUAUUAAAGAAAUCCCACGUUAAUUAAUAUGUCACGUUAAUCUAUGUCUAGAUAAGGUACUUAUUAAAUCAUCACAUUGUUUGGUGUUGCCUUCAUUCAACUGUGCUUAAAAUCAAUGGCUGUGAUCAGGGCGCUUAUAUACUAUACUUAACAUUCACUACACGCUUUUGGAAGUAUGUUAAAAAACCUGUAUUUCCUAAUAAUACGGUGUGUUUUUCUUCCCAGAAAGAGUAUCUACAAGUUGUGCUGCCCUAUUUAGCUGACAUCAGAAAGAUCGCCACAGAGGGUAACGUGACUUCAUAUACAUUGACAGUUAGUAGAGAUGGGAUAAAAUUCAGAUAUUAUAAUCCUUCAGCAACAUCAAAGCAAUUG
Paramuricea clavata is the source of this 14819-nucleotide messenger RNA. The record is from the annotation of a GenBank genome assembly. Lineage: Eukaryota; Metazoa; Cnidaria; Anthozoa; Malacalcyonacea; Plexauridae.